UUUUCAAUAAUAGUCGCAUCAUGUACAGCAGCAACCAAAGAAGCAUUGCGUUGCUCUACUUGUCUUUAAAACGACAACCGUUUUUUAGGAAAAAAAAAAAAGGAGGGGAAGAAGUAGAAACGGCACGGCGUUUUAGAAUUCAAAAGGAAAAAAAAAAAAAGGAAAAUAAAGACGGAGACAGUGUCGCCAAAACGCGAAAAGGACUCGCCUUGCCACCGAACAAGGAAGCAGCUCAACAUCACUCACUCCCAUUUUUCUGUACCUUCGAUCAGUCUAUUCAUCUAUAGUUGUCAUUUCACAAAUUUUUUGAUCUUUCGUGGUGAAAAGAAGUAAAAAUAAGAAUUGGGUUUUGAUCAGUUUGCAAUAAGAGUUGGAUUUGCUAAUGGGUGAUUACGAGGUUCCAGAUUUUAUUACUGAUCUUCCUUCGAGUAUUAUAGAAAGUAUUUUAACCCGAUUACCUAUUAGAGAUGCUGUGAAAACAAGUAUAUUAUCUACCAAGUGGAGAUAUAGGUGGGCUACCCUUACCCAUCUUGUUUUUGAUGAUAAAUGUGUUGCAAUGUAUUGCGAUAAAGGGGUUCUUGAGAGUAGACUCGUCAAAUUUAUCUCUCGCGCCCUCUUUCUUCACCAAGGACCCAUUCAUAAGUUCCAACUUUCUACUUCGUAUUUGCAGUGUUGUCCUGAUAUUGAUCAGUGGUUACUUUUUCUCUCGCGGUCUGAUAUUAAAGAAUUGGUUCUUGAAUUAGGUGAAGGAGAGUGGUUUAGGGUUCCUUCAUGUCUUUUUAAUUGUAAAAAAUUGACUCGGUUGGAGUUAACUCGUUGCGAAUUUGAUCCACCUCCUAAUUUUAAAGGAUUCUUGUGUUUGAAAAGCCUCAAUCUUUAUCAAGUUUUGGUUGCUCCUGAGGCAAUUGAGAGUCUCAUUUCUGGUUGCCCUCUUCUUGAGAGUCUUUCAUUAUCGUAUUUUGAUAGUUUAGUUCUUAACGUCCGCGCUCCAAAUUUGAAGUACUUGUGUUUGGAGGGUGAAUUCAAGGAUAUUUGUCUUGAAAAUACUCCACUUUUAGUUGCCAUGUCUAUUGCUAUGUAUAUGACUGAAGACAUUGCUGAACACUUUGAGCAAAGUUCGAGUUGCAAUUUUAUCAAGUUUCUUGGUGGGGUGCCUCGCCUUGAGAGGCUUAUUGGGCAUAUCUACUUCACAAAGUAUUUGAGCAUAGGUGAUUAUCCAGGAAGACAUCCAAUUACUUACAGCUGCCUAAAAGUAAUUGAACUAUAUCAAGUUAGUUUCGAAGAUAUGAAAGAGAUACAUGUUGUUCUUCGGUUGAUCACUAACUCUCCUAAUCUGAAGGAACUUCAAAUUUCAGGCUCCUCAAACACUCUAGCUGCUGUAGAAGCACCUGAUUUGGAUUUUUGGUUAAAAGAGUGCCCAAGAAAUUGUACUUUUGAAAAGCUUGGAGUAGUGAAGCUGACAGAUAUGUCAGGUGUGCCACAGGAGAUGGAAUUUAUCAAAUUCUUGCUUGCCAAUUCGCCUGUGCUUGAGAUGAUGAGUAUCACUCCUUGUGUAUACGUUAUGGAUGGAAGAGUGAAUAUGCUGGUUGAGUUAUUGAAGUUUCGCAGAUCUUCUGCUCAAGCUGAAAUUUUAUUCAUCCAAGAUUAAGUAUUGUGUAUUUUCGAGUAAAGUUCCUUCCAGUUGCUUUUGUUUAUAUCAGUUAAUUGAAAAAUGAGAGAACAUCAAUAAUGCUUACAAGAUUGUACAUGGUUCAGACAUACUUUGUCAUGGAUGCGUAGCUAAGUAUCCAAAUAUUGAAUAUUUUAGCUAAAACAACAAACGAAACAUUUUAUA
Messenger RNA from Ricinus communis (castor bean), 1834 nucleotides. RefSeq names its product F-box/FBD/LRR-repeat protein At1g13570. The record is from RefSeq and is a predicted model, not a curated record. The coding region runs from base 383 to 1648 and encodes 421 amino acids. The transcript has 4 exons. Gene Ontology annotation, molecular function: protein binding. Lineage: Eukaryota; Viridiplantae; Streptophyta; Magnoliopsida; Malpighiales; Euphorbiaceae.